Marmota flaviventris (yellow-bellied marmot) is the source of this 1479-nucleotide messenger RNA. RefSeq names its product zinc finger and SCAN domain containing 30 (gene Zscan30). NCBI's taxonomy places the organism in Eukaryota, Metazoa, Chordata, Mammalia, Rodentia, Sciuridae. Gene Ontology annotation, molecular function: DNA-binding transcription factor activity, RNA polymerase II-specific; RNA polymerase II cis-regulatory region sequence-specific DNA binding. Gene Ontology annotation, biological process: regulation of transcription by RNA polymerase II. The record is from RefSeq and is a predicted model, not a curated record.
AUGUCAGAAGAGAUCACAGCAUUGGCUUACCAUGCUCCAAAAGAACAAGAAGGACUUAUAAUUGUGAAGGUUGAAGAAGAGAAUUAUGUUUGGGGGCAGGACUUUGGCCUUCAGAGGAACUCCCAGAGCCAGGAGGUCUUCCGCCUGCGUUUCAGGCAGUUUAGUUAUUCUGACUCCAGUGGGCCCAGAGAAGCUAUGAGCCAGCUCAAGGAGCUUUGCUCUCGGUGGCUGAAACCAGAGGCACACUCUAAGGAGCAGAUAUUGGAGCUGUUGGUGCUGGAGCAGUUCCUGGCCAUCCUGCCUGAGGAACUGCAGGCCUGGGUGCGAGAGCAGGGGCCAGAUAAUGGAGAGGAAGCUGUGACUCUGCUGGAAGAGUUGGAGAAAGAACUCGAUGAAUCAAGGCAACAGGACUCUGCUUGUGGCCAGAAAAUGAUCUGGAAGAACACAACAUGCACAGGAGUUCUGAAGUCUCUAAGUCACCCUCUGCGGUCUUUGGAGAGCCAAUGCAAGAGUGAGACUCAGGAGCCCCAAGAUUUCCAUGAGAGAGAUGGCAAGAUGGUAGCUGACAAAAUGUUGGCAGCAAAGCAAGAAAUUAUUGAAUGUGUAGCCUCAACUGCUAUGAUAUCUCCAGGAAGACUUCUUGGGGAAAUUGCUUCAGUACAGAUAGUUGAAGAAGCUUUGGACGGUCUGGACAAGUCUGAGAAGCAAAGGGGAAGUGCUACAAUGAACAAAAUGAGUCAGCUCCCUUCCCAGGAAAGACAGUACAGCCUGGCAAUGUUCAACAAGAAAAUCCCCACAGAGCAGUGUUUCCCUGAAUGUCAUGGAAUUGAAGAAAAUCUCAAUCUGAACUCAAAUGAUAUUACACCACAGAGAAUUCACACAGGGGACAAGCUCUAUGAGUGCUUUGACUGUGGGAAAGCCUUUUGCCAGAGCUCAAAGCUGAUUAGACAUCAGAGAAUUCAUACUGGAGAGAGACCUUAUGCAUGUAAAGAAUGUGGCAAAGCCUUCAGUUUGAGCUCAGACCUUGUUAGACAUCAGAGAAUACACAGUGGUGAAAAACCAUAUGAAUGUUGUGAAUGUGGAAAGGCUUUCAGGGGCAGCUCAGAGCUCAUUAGGCAUCGGAGAAUUCACACAGGAGAGAAACCUUAUGAGUGUGGGGAAUGUGGGAAAGCUUUCAGCCGGAGCUCAGCCCUUAUUCAACAUAAGAAAAUUCACACUGGUGAUAAAGGCUAUGAAUGUAUUGAAUGUGGUAAGGCUUUUGGUAGGAGCUCUAUCCUUAUUGAGCAUCAAAGAAUUCACACUGGAGAGAAACCUUAUGAGUGUAAUGAAUGUGGAAAAUCCUUUAAUCAGAGCUCAGCCCUUACCCAGCACCAGAGAAUCCACACUGGGGAGAAACCUUAUGAAUGUAGUGAAUGUAGGAAAACAUUUAGACAUAGAUCAGGUCUUAUGCAGCAUCAAAGGACACACACCAGAGUUUAA